Messenger RNA from Arachis ipaensis, 996 nucleotides. RefSeq lists its product as uncharacterized. The record is from RefSeq and is a predicted model, not a curated record. NCBI's taxonomy places the organism in Eukaryota, Viridiplantae, Streptophyta, Magnoliopsida, Fabales, Fabaceae.
AUGAAAAGAGGGAUGUGGAGAAUGUGCAGGAACAGCUGAAAGAGCAAGACUUUAGGUAAAGUAAAGUGGGAUCCAUCAAAGAGUGACAGAAAAGUGCAAUAUAUACCAGUGUGGUCAAUGUUAUAUGAUAGAAGCGGAGUAAGAGAAGAUAGAUGAAAGUGAGAGAUGGAAAUAGCAGAGCUGGAUUAUGUGUUGGUCCCAGUUGGGGUGCUGGUGCUUGGAAUAUAUCACGCGUGGCUUCUCUACACCAUAAUCAGGCACCCUUCUCGCACCGUCAUUGGCUUGAACGCUCAGUCUCGUUAUCAAUGGGUUCUUUCCCUCAUGGCUGAUCCCCUGAAGAAUGGAGUUCUGGCGGUUCAAACAAUCCGCAACAACAUCAUGGCAUCAACGCUUCUGGCAACAACAGCAAUCACACUCAGUUCACUAAUCGGCGUUUUCGCCAACACCGACUCCGACACCAAAUUGGUUUAUGGUAACAAAAGUUCCCUCAACUCUGCUAUCAAGAGGCUCUCCAUAUCGUUGUGCUUCCUUGUUGCAUUCCUCUGUAACAUGCAGUCUAUCAGAUACUACGCGCACGUGAGCUUCUUGAUCACUUCACCUGCACUCAAAGGGAAGACGGAUUUCAUUGAGUAUGUUGCGAAGACAUUGAACCGUGGAAGUGUUUCUUGGUCCCUUGGACUCAGGGCUUUCUACUUGUCUAUUCCUCUUGUCCUUUGGAUCUAUGGCCCCAUUCCCAUGUUUGCUUGUUCCUGCUUCACCUCUUUCGCCUUGUACUUCUUGGACACUACCACUCAGAUCACCAGAGAUCUUCACAUUAAGUCCUUCAAACACACCGACAUCGACAUCCACCACAUGCAACCUGCACCCUAACCCUACCUCCAACUUAUUAAUACUCUACACAAAAUUUGUCAAGUAUUAAGGGUCAGUAACUUUUGUGAUUUGUAACCAUCAAUGAUGAUUUUAAUGGUGUGAGAUUGGCGUGAGAUUUUAUCCAAU